This is a messenger RNA of Python bivittatus (Burmese python), 1726 nucleotides long. RefSeq names its product G protein-coupled receptor 54-like. The record is from RefSeq and is a predicted model, not a curated record. Lineage: Eukaryota; Metazoa; Chordata; Lepidosauria; Squamata; Pythonidae. Gene Ontology annotation, molecular function: G protein-coupled receptor activity. Gene Ontology annotation, cellular component: plasma membrane. Gene Ontology annotation, biological process: G protein-coupled receptor signaling pathway.
CUGGCGAUUGCCGCGGCAGUAGCAAGCAGGGAGGCACCAGAAACGGCGGGGAAAGCGGCCUUUGCUGACCAGGUCCUGAACCGUGAAAGGGGAGGGCAGUCUUCCUGGCCCUACUACUUUUGGCAGCCGGCUGCAUUACUGGUGCGCCUAGACGUACCGUGCAGCUUUCCGCUAAGAAGAGAUUGAACCUCGGGGCUGCGCGCCUCGGCCCCUUCCUGCCUCGUCCUGCUCCGAUUUCAGAGACAGUUGCUGAAGCUGAGACUCUCGCAGCCCCGCGGUGUUCGGGAGCAGGAGUGCUCAGCUGUGGCCGAUGUCUCCGGACACUAGCCCUCGGCUGCCCCUGCGCAGGGCUGCAGAGCCUCCGCCUCCCGAAGCCUCCUGGGCCAGCCAGCUGGACGAGCCCACCGUAGCCUGGCAGGGUGACCCCAUCAGCGCCAGGCCCAGCACAGGCACCUUCCAGCUUGGGAUGCAGUUCUGGAUCUUUAACCACAGCGGAGAAGAGACCUCGCCCCCGUUUCUGACCGAUGCUUGGCUCGUGCCGGUCUUUUACGCCCUCAUCAUGCUGCUGGGCCUGGUGGGGAACGCCCUGGUCAUCUAUGUCAUCAGCAAGCACCGCCAGAUGCGCACAGCUACAAACUUCUACAUUGCAAAUUUGGCUACCACUGACAUCAUAUUCUUAGUGUGCUGUGUGCCCUUCACUGCCACUCUCUAUCCCCUGCCCAGCUGGGUGUUUGGCGACUUUAUGUGCAAAUUUGUCAACUACUUACAGCAGGUGACCGUCCAGGCCACCUGCAUUACUCUGAUGGCUAUGAGUGUGGACCGCUGCUAUGCUACACUGUACCCACUGCAAUCGUUGCGUUAUCGAACCCCCCAGGUAGCCAUGGCUGUCAGCUUUGCUAUUUGGAUUGGUUCCUUCAUUCUCUCACUACCCAUGGCUAUGUAUCAUCGCACCGAAAAUGGCUACUGGUAUGGUUUACGUACCUACUGCAUUGAAGCUUUCACAAGCAAGAGCCAGGAGCGCAGCUUUAUCCUCUACACUUUCCUGGGCGUUUAUCUAUUGCCUCUGCUCACUAUUUGCUUCUGCUACUCCAUCAUGCUCAAGCGCAUUGGACGUCCUGUGGUUGAACCAGUGGACCAUGAUUACCAGCAAGUGCAACAUCUCUCUGAACGCUCCGCUGCCAUGCGAGCGAAGAUUUCCAAGAUGGUUGUAGUGAUUGUACUUCUUUUUGCCAUUUGCUGGGGUCCUAUCCAGUUCUACCUGCUUUUUCAGGGCUUCUAUCUCCAUUUCCAGGCGAACUAUGAGACCUAUAAGAUUAAGACAUGGGCUAAUUGCAUGUCUUAUGCUAACUCUUCCCUCAACCCCAUUGUUUAUGCUUUCAUGGGAGACAGUUUCCGCAAAUCCUUCAAGAAGGCGUUCCCCUUCUUCUUCCGCCAGCGUGUACGGGACAAUGGCAUGCAUUCAGGCUCCCGUAAUGCGGAGAUGAAAUUUGUUACUGAAGAGACCUAACUUCUGUUGUGAUGAAAAGUUGGCUUGCUUCCUACCCAAGAAAGGAAGUUCAAACGGAUAUGUUAAUACAAGAUGGUUAUUGACUAAGCCAAAAAUGAAAGGUCAUUACUUCUGUAUCACCUACCCAAGGCAGAAUUUGCUGGACUCUAGGCCAGAUAAAUUCCAUAAUGAUAAGAACUAGGGUUUCCAUAUUGUUCAAUGUGGGUUUUAGUUUUAAAU